GUUUACUAAGAAUCGAUCUGAAAUUACUUGCCCUAUUUCUCGCAGAAUUGGAAGAAGAAAUUGAAUGUGGUUCCAUCGAUGUCAAAAAGUAUCUCUUACGCUGUGUAUCCUCUAUGCAAGAUACCUUUGGGGUUAAAGUUCAAGAUAAAGAGGACAGUCUAAAUUUUUGCAUAUCUGGCAGUGACCAAGGACUGAAGAAGGCAGUAGAUACGGUUGUUAACAUGUUUUCAGAAGGUAUAGAAGUAUUAACGCAUGUAGUUAAUCAGCCAGGGUUAAGAAAUUUUCUUAAAAGUGGCGAUUUGGAUGUACGCAUAAAGAAGAUUGAAGAUCAAGAAAACUGUUUUAUCCGAAUUGAAGAGAAUCCUGGGCCAAGGGGAACUACCUCCCAGUCCCAUGCUGAGGACAGUGCCACUGCUGGAUUUGUUACGUCAUCUGGAUCAAACACACUUGUUACAGCUCACGGACACCCGUCUUGGAAAUCUGGAGAUAUCAUGAGGGAGCAGGUAAGAUAAUGUAUUAAGUAAUUGUUGCCUGAAAGGAUUAAAAAACACUUGUGACAUAUACACUAGGCCUCAACAUAAACAUGCCUCAAAAAUACCAGUCAGCUGUAUAAAGGAUUCAUUUAUCGUUUGUCUCACGAUUGCCACUUGAAUAUUGAUCGCACCCAAAAGGCUAUUCACAUAAGGCUUCACCUUAACAAAAUCAACAGUGACAGUGGAGUUGAGAUUCCUAAGGAGUGGAUGCCUACGAUCAGAACACAUAGCCACCACAACGGACCGCUGAGAGAACAGUUUCCUCCUCUAAUAAUGUGCCAACAAUGCUUUGGAUCGAAACCCACCAGCGAGGUUCGUGAUACACCAGUCACUAACAAACAUGGUGGUACAAAGAGUCCUACUCAGUAAAUCGACGAUAAGAUGAUUUACCAGCAGAACGGGAACAUAAGUUGACGACGGCGCGCGCAAAUCUAACAACUGGCUUGACCAAUGGCACAACGACAAAUUAGGCACCGGCAGUAGGGAUUAGUCCUUUCAGCGCGCUUUCCCGUCGUCAGCUGGCCGUUCUGUUGCCAAAUCAAUCUAAUAUAAACCUGCAAUACGCGGAUGAAACGUCGCGAUCAAUUUCUGAGUAACAAUCGUGAGCCAAACGAUAAACAAAACCCAUUAUACCCAUUAUCCACGAUGAACAAUAUCUUUCAUUACAUACCUCCAUGUUGUAUUUGCGUAAAUUUAAGAUUCGUAAUCACGUGGACUGUUUCGUAGGAGUUCAUCUGUACAGAAAGUAAUGAUGAUUGAAAGUGAAGGAAUCAGCACUGUCGUAGGGCCUCCAGUAUUAACAUUUACUGCGCGAAACGAGGGAUGAUUGCUGGUGACCAGAGGAGGCCGCAAUUCGAACCUCCUGGUUGCUAUUAUACACGCUUGGCACAUAUGUAAGCAGAAUUCCUUUGGACUUUCGCCAAAAAAACUUCAUGUAGAAAGUGUAGUCUUAUUAUGCGCGUUUGUACCUUCUACCACCUCGUCAUCUGAUGACACUCGUUUUGACCUUCUAUUAUGUGAGACUUACACAAACCAACGGUUUUAACUUUCCAUAAAACCCUGAAACUCGUACGCAUUUCUCUAACUUUUGGUCAUUAUAAGUAAUAGAAAUAUUGUGUAGAACACAAGGCAAAGUCCUGUACAGUAAUAUCUAACGCAUGUCCUUUCGAUCUGCGGUUGUCCUCUUGAGGCCUCAAGAAUUAUGUUAGAUGAGACAACAAACACCUGUGAAAAAAGUCUACAUACCACCUUAAAAGACAUUCGUUUUGUUAUCUAUUAGAUCCAUUUUGAAAUCACUGGUGAUCGUUGCCAUCUGAUUGGCUCUCAGCUGUAUGAUUUAUUCACGAUUCGCACUAUUUUUUGCUCGAAAUCACAUUUGUUCUAAAUCGCAUCAUUUCUGUUCUAAAUCGCACCAUUUUUGCUCUAUAUCGCAUCAUUUCUUUUUUGACCAAAAUUGGAUGUAAAAGCCUUUUUGUUUCUUCUUUUACGAGAUCCAUAUAAUUUUGGUACUGACUGAAUUCGUUGAUUUCAAAAUGGCUCCAAUAAAGUGGUAAUUGAACUUCGUGUCGUGCAAUUUUGGUCUGAAAUCAUACUUGUGAAUUCAAAUCGAACUGGCGCUGCGCGCUCGUCCGAUUUUGAAAUCACGCGUAUGAUUUUAAACCAAAUUGCAUUCCACUCAGUUCAAUUACCAUUUUUUAUCAUAAGGAUCAAGCCCUUAUAGGUGCUUUUAAUCAGGCAGCAAUGAAAUUGCGGAAUCCGACUAGUACGGCUCUAAACACAGACAGAACUGGUGGGAUGGAAGUUGAAGUCAUCCAAGGGGAUAUAACCCAAGAAAAAACUGAAGCCAUUGUGAAUGUGAUCGGUUCUGACAUGGACAUGUACAACUUUGGACAGCUUAGCAAAAUAAUUGCAGUAAACAGUGGUCUCCAAGUACAAGAAGAAUGCAGGCGGAUAGGAAGACAAAGCCCGGGUUCAGCUGUAAUAACAAGCGGUGGGUGUUUAGCAGUGAAGAAAAUCAUUCACAUUGUGACUGGAUCGUCAGAUAAGGUACAUCUUCAGAGAUGCCUAGAAAAAGGUCUUCGCCUGGCAGAUACAAAUGGCAUCAAAUCCAUUUCUGUUCCAGCCAUCGGAACAGGUGGCUAUGGUCUCUCUGCCGCAGAAUCGGCCCAGAUGAUUUUCCAGGCCUUGAAAAAUCUGGGUGGAAACUUCAGGAAUAUCUCGAAAGUGCGCAUAGUUGUAUUCCAGGCUAAAAUGAUAAAAGCUUUUCAACAACAGCAUCACAAGAAAUCAUUAUUGACUCCUUUAACAGCUGUAGCUUCCCCUUCCAUGUUUAGCAGCCCAGUCAAAGUUGAUGUGGUAACAGGUGAUUUGACCAAAGAGUCGAGCGAAGCCAUCGUGAAUGUCAUAGGUGCAGAUCUGAACAUGAACAACUUUGGGCAACUUAGUCGAGUUAUAGCCCAAAACUGCGGUCCACAAGUGCAACAACAAUUGAAUCAAAAGGGAACUCAAACCUUAGGUUCAGCUGUAAUGACGAGUGGAGGAACAUUGAUUGCGAGGCACAUUAUUCACUUAGUGGCCGCAACUGCAGAUAAACAGCACCUUCAGACAUGUCUUGAAAAGGGUCUCCGCCUGGCAGAUGCAAAUGUCAUUCGAUCCAUUUCAGUUCCAGCCAUCGGAACAGGUGGCUUUGGUCUAUCUGCCUCGGAAUCAGCCCAGCUGAUCUUCCAAGCCUUGAACAACAUGGGUGAAAACUUCGAAAGUAUCUCUACAGUGCGUAUCGUUGUGUUUCAGACCCAAAUGGUACAAGCGUUUCGAAGAGAGCAACAAAAAUCUUCAUUGCCCCCUAUGCCGUCCUUAACGACACGUUCCUUGUUUGAAAGCCCAAUCAAAGUUGAUGUCGUAAACGGUAAUUUGACUCAAGAGAAUAGCGAUGCAAUCGUAAAUGUUGUCGGUACAGAUCUGAACAUGAAAAACUUUGGCCAACUAAGUAAUACUAUAGAACAAACGUGCGGUCCACACGUGCAACAGGAACUGAAUCGAAAGGGAACUCAAGCCCCAGGUUCAGCUGUGAUGACAAGUGGAGGAACAUUGAUUGCAAAGCACAUUAUUCACAUAGUGGCCGCAACCGCAGAUGAACAACACCUUCAGUCAUGUCUUGAAAAGGGUCUUCGCCUGGCAGAUGCAAAAGGCAUUAAAUCCAUUUCAAUUCCAGCUUUCGGAGCAGGUGGUUUUGGUCUUUCCGUCGAGGAAUCGGCCCAGGUGAUCUUCCAGGCCUUGAGCAACAUGGGUGGUCACUUCACGAGUAUCUCUACAGUACGCAUCGUUGUGUUUCGGAAGCAAAUGACACAAGCGUUUCUACAUGAGCAACAAAAAUAUCCAUUGCCUCCUAGGAUGACUGCUUCACAAGGUAGUUCAGGUAAUAUGAAAGCUGCGCACCCGUCAAGCAAACUAACUGUCAAGGUCUGGGUUACUGGUGGUAAACACAAUGUUGAAAAAGCUAUGGGUGAAUUAAGGGCAUUGUUUUCCAGGGCGUGCAUCACCAAAAAGGUCGAUUUGGAAGGAAUUGGGUCUCUUUCGGAAAUUCAGGUUAACCAACUUAAAUUAGAGGCGGACAAGUGCGAUAUGGAAAUCACUGUUGAUAAGACUCUCCAAAGCAUAAAUCUGCGUGGGUUUUCAGCAGACUUUCCUGAUAUGGUUACAAAGAUAACAGACGAAAUAAACAAAAGGAUCAAAAAAGAAAAACAGAAACAAGAGGAUGACAACGCAAAUUUGGUUUCGAGUGUAGUUGAAUGGAGUUAUACUCUUAAUGACGGAAGAAAACAAGUAUUUGACAAGACGACCAAUGCCAGCCUGGAGAUGGCGCGUAGUAAACAUGAAUCUACUAAAACAGUGCUUGUAAAUGGUAAGCAGUUCUUGAUCGAUCUGAAAAGUGAAACUGGUCGCUGGCGGGGAAAACGGAUCAAGAUAACUAGGACUGUAAAAGGAGGUAACUAUUGUUGAAAACGUUUUUAUUACAUUUCUUUUUUUCCUGCUGACUGACUAUCCCAUUGCCUCCAGUAGCACAUACGAUUUUGUAAUGUGAUUCAGUUAUUUAUUCAGAUAUAAAGCUUUCUUUUGUUAUGGUCCUUGUUAAGGUGCUUCUACCCAUAUCUACCAAUCUAAAAAUGUUUUAGACGUUUUUUACAUGUACAAUAUGUAUCAAACUAACGUUUAUUUUAAUCGUAAUAGAAUUCAGGGAUUUAUCGUCAUUUUUUCGUGAAUGAUGAUUAAAAGCCCAAGAGCCAAUAAAAAUUGAGAUCACUGGAAAAAAGGUGAUUUAUUACAAGAAGAAAAUGAGGAAUUCCAAAAAUUGUUUGUAUUGUCUUCAAUUGUGGCAGCAAAAGAAAAACCGUGGAAAAACAGCUUUGAAGGAACAUCAAAAGUUUAAUGACGUUACGUGUUUUCUACAGAUGCGUCGACCUUGAAAAAUCUUUACUUUAUCUUCAAUCCCAGCAUUCAAUACAAGAGGGUGCGACUUAAUUAUUUGGCGCGUUUUGAUACAUCUUUGUAUUUCUCAUUCCAAGCCUUUUUUUCUGAAGACCUCGGGGGACACCCUGGGCUCAUUCUUAUGCAUAUGUUUAAAGUGUAUGCUCGAAGUGCAAUGACUGACAUCGACAAGUUUACUAGAUAUUCAUGACUGGAUAAGAUAUGGAUAAUACAAGCGUAAUUAAAUAUAAUUCCAUACUUUCUUUCUGAAAUCAGAAAGAACAAUGUCCGUUUGUUACUUUUGAACACAGCUAAUACACCUUUUCCCCUUGUAUGUUUUGUUUUCCCAAUUCAGACCACGUGAUGUUCUCCACGGAAUUGGCCUUUUGUUUUUUCAUUUAUUAUGCAUACAUAUGCACGUGGGUGUACGUGCACAAGACGAAAUUUGAAAAAAAAAAGUUCUCUGUGGUACCAUCACGAGGUCUGAAAUGGGAAAACAAAAAUUACAUGUACAAGCUAAAAACGUCUUUUUCGAGAAAGGUUGUCGGAAAAAGUGCACGCGGCAAUCCCGAAAGGUAGCGUGGGUGGUUUUGAAUUCACUGCUCUUCAAAGAAAUUUGAAAGAAUGGCACGAGAGGUCAUGGAAAUAUGUUUGCGAGUGCUAAAGGAAAGCAACAAAAGUAGGUUCGAUAGCUACAGUCGUCAUCAGGAACAGUGUAUUGAUCAUAUCCCAUAUUAGUACAUACUAAAACAAUGGAUAGUGUUUUUCGCGCCCUCUGAUUGGCUACUCAAAGUCGGGAUAUCCAGUGCUAUUCACUGACUGACCUCCAGCUCCUCCGAACGAGCGACGCCAAACGCGCAUAGGUUACGAGCAAAAUGGUUUCCCGCUUUGCUGCCGUAACAAAGAAAGAAAUUUCACAAAUAAUCAAACGAGCUGUUCCCGAAAUACACAAAGAAGAUGACGAAAUUCAGUUCGAAAGUUUUUACAGCUGAUUGCAGUGCUGUGUAUGCACCCGGAUUUUUAGACAUGAUUCGACGGUCAUAAUUUCGAUCGACCAUCAUGAUUCGACCAAGAGGUUACCAAGCAGCACAAUAUUUUACCUUGAAUAUCCUACCGGAAUCGAAGCACACGAUCUGAAAUUUACUUUGAGGGUAGCUUGAAAGUUUCUCUUGUAAUUCAGGAAAAGGGGACCGUGAUCCAUUUGUUCCAAACACCAAACUUUAAGUUCCUAGUGUUGGAUUUUCAGUGGUUGGUCUAGAUCGCGCAAAAUUAGUAGAAUCAUGGUAGAACAAAUGGACCGAUGAAUCCACUCUGGACAAGGAUUCAUCGGUUCAUUUGCUCUACCACGAUUCGAGUGAUCUAGGAUCACUGAUCCUGAUCCUGAUCAUCUCAAAGGAAUGCACCCUCUGUGUUUCAAGGUUCGCUGCUCUUGAACUUCGGAGUUCGCGUGUUUUCACGUUUUAGCUCUCAAGUUUUUUUUAUCUUCUUACUGAAACAUGGCAAGUUUAGAUUCCUAACCUGGAUUCCUAAGGUGAAAGCUUUAAAAGCCAGAAGAAACACAGAUAUGGCAGGGUGAAAACGAAUCGGUCCGUUCCCGCCAACAUUUAAUUUUGCUGCCUCUGCUCGUUAGUGCCGCUUUUAUUUGACAAGCAAGGAUUGGAUGCUAUGGUAACGGUUUGAUUGACGUCGAAGAAAAACCCAAAAUCCUGAAACGUUUCUGACAACGCAGGUCGCGUUUUCUCUGAAACAGGUGUAAAUAAAUGCAUAACAAUGAGCCUACGAUAUCUCCCGGCCCCGCGACCUUAAGGAGGGAAAGAAGAAUAACGUUGCUUGGCAAACCAAGGGGAUAUACGGGGCCAGGAACGUUUUCGAAAUGACGGAAGACUUGUUUGCUCAUUGUCCUGUUUUCUUUUGUUAAAUUUAAGGUAAAUUGAGCGAAGGGAAUCCUCUUCCAGACAACUGGGCUCCAAUGACAGGUCAUGAAAAAGUGACUUUGGUAAAAUUAAACACAACCUCCAUCGAGUAUCAAGACGUCUUGCGCAAGUUUCAAGCAACUGUCCCUCACGUGAAAGUUCAGAAAAUUGAAAGAGUACAGAAUCCUGAACUCUACCGCACGUUCAUGGGGAAAAAGCAAGAGAUGGAUAAAAGAUGUGGGGGAAACAGUGAACGAAGGCUGUUCCACGGAACUGAUGGGAAAAGUAUCGACGCAAUCAACAGCCAGGGAUUUAACAGGAGCUUCUGUGGAAAAAAUGGUAGGUGCAUUCAGGAGUCGAUUACUAGUAAUCGACUCCUGGUGCAUUUGAUUACAGACUCCUCUAGAGAAUACUGAACAAGCCCAUUCGUACCACAAGAGACCUUUAUUAUAUUCGCCACUUGUACAUCUCCCAAAAUGUACCUUAUUUGCCCCCCAAAAUUUUGCAUAACCAUUGUUUUCAAUUUCCCUUGGGACGGCUGUAAUACCCAGGAGAUGAGAAAAAUAAAGGUUAUGCAGACAAGGUGUAUUAUGGGAGAUGUGCAAAUGGUGAAUGGCUACACUAAAACGCGCUCUGAUUGGCUGUUUUUUUUUUUGUAAUGACCCGGCAUUACUAGCUAGGUGUCCAAGGCAUAUACAGUCUGUGUUUAACUUGAUAGUGGACAUCCUUAUGGACAUCUAUGUUAUGGUCAAUUGAUAGCUGUCAAAAAGGGUAUCCGCUGACCAGUGACACCUGACUGUAUCGCAGGCUGAAGAGUAUAACUCAUUGAGGUGACGUGUUUUAGUUAGCCGCUGACCAGUUGUUAGUUUUAAUUGAUCGCAGGUUCAGGUUCAUAAUGAAAAGGCCAUAUAAUAAUUAACUUAAUAUAUAGAUUUCGCCAGGGCUAAAAGCGAAGCUCCUAUUAACUCGAAUUUAUAAUUUAAAUCAAACAAUAAACUUGUAUUCCACAGAUCAGUUAACUUUAGAGCACAUUCAUGUGACUUUUGAGGGAAAGGUUAAGUGAUUUUAGUGAAAAAUAAUUUGCAAACAGUCCCAUAAGAGUGAACUUAUUCUAACAUCGAGUUGAUAGCCUUAUGUGUACACCCAAAAAAUAGCAAUCAUCUUCGAUCACAUUUAAGAGCCAUAAUGGCUCUUGAUCACAGUUUGUAGAUUAAGCCUGGAAAAUAAAUCAGGCCGAAUACAAAAUCUUGCCAAUAAGUCUGAGGACGUGUAUACCAACCUUUUAUACUUUAUACAUGUAUCACAUCUGAGAUGAAACAGUACCAUGAGGCGCUGUUUUUAUCAUACAGACCUCGGACAGAAUGCAGUAUUUUACAAUUUUGCAAUACAAAUUGCAGUCAUUCAAUAUUCAGGACGAUCGAAGCACGCGUGGAGUUUUAGCGAAAUCGUUAAAAAAAUUUCCAAAAUCAUCUAUACGGCUAGCCGGUUCUCACUUUUGACAAGCGCCAAAGUCGACUGUUUAGAUUAAGAUUAACAGAGUUAUACGCUUCACAUAAUAAAGAAUUUAUUACGUUUAUUUUUUAUUUAAUGGUUGUAUAACGAUGUGUAACCUUCAAAAGCGUUUGAUACGCGCGGCAUUUUGACUACUCCUGCAAGCGAUGUUCAUGAGCGACUGAAAACAAACGGCACAAAAAAUUGCAAAAGAGACUACUAACAAUCAAUAAAAGGAAAGUAAUUCGGUGAAACAUAUACAGAGACAACAAUUUUCAUUCACGAAGACAAGUAUUAAAGAGUCUCUGAAAAUCCUUGUUUAUGUUUCAAGCCGGCUUCCCGGUGUUUGCUUUUUUUAAAAGAUGAACUCGAGGCAAGAAAAUCGCUCAGAGCUUUCUUUUCCAGCCAGAAUUAUAACUAAAUAUUCUUUGGAACGUUUUCUUUCUAUUUGCGGUGAGAAAAUGUCUAAGGGCUUUUUAAAGUUCCAUAAGCUUAUAAUCAAACCGGAUACUCGGGUAGAUCAUUAUCUCAAAUCUUACUGACAAACGUGCAUAAACCAAAUAGACGCAUAAACUACGCUCGACUUCAUUAAAUUAGAUAUUAAAAACAAACAUAAAAUACAAUGUUACUCAGGCUUACCAUUCAAAAGGCACUGAAAACUAUCAAGUAAGGCCAGAAUCGCUUCAGACUUUUCAACCGUCUUACGCAUCAAGCAAGGUGAAAAAUGAAAGCGAUGCCAUCCGAAAUCGGAUUUCCGACUUUGCCAAAGCGACGUAUUUCUCAACCGAAAACCCAAUAAACAACUAGCCAUGAAUAACAGAAGACUCUUGAUAGCAGCUGAAUUUCAUUUUGUACAUUCAGUGGAAAAAAGACAGUUAAAAACAUCACAAGUUGACACAAAACUCUGUCAACUUCAGCUGUCAAAGUAAACAAGAUUUAAGAUGCUGCAUAAAUUUUCCGCACGAACUCACCUGUCAAAUUUUGACCAAUCAGAGCAUAAAAAUUAGACGUAGAGCGUGACCAACGCGUGACCUUGGUGAGAAAAGUCAAAAGCAACUGGCAUGUCUUCCCUGCCUGUAAAAACUGGCUGUAUUUUAGCUUCCGAGGUCAGUUUGAAAUCAAAAUUUUAAUUGUGCGACACAUAUAAAACACAACAUAUUCCAUAUGAAUUAAAAAAAUUAAACUUGAGCCUGCAAUCAUUUGAAAACUAGUAACUUGUCAGCGGAUAACUUCAAAAAAAUACUUGUCCUUGAUGGAUAGGCACCUGAGCCCGCGAUACGGUCAGGUGAUACUGGUCAGCGGAUACCCUGUUUUGACAGCUGUCAAUUGAUCACAACAUUGAUGUGCAAUAUGUGCGCAAUAUCAGUCUUCCUGUGCUUCCAAACUAGCUAGAAAGUGUGGGAUUGAACAUUGGUUGCCCUGUGGUGCGGACGGACGGGCGGGCGGUGUACGGUCACGUGAUUACCAAAUUUUCUGGGAUGGGUAGAUUUACUUACCCAUGGUGCUCCGCAGGCGCGCUUCGCGCGCCAGAGCUCCGCUAUUAACCUCGCCCGUUCGAUCAUUACAGGAGAUCUGAGACCUCGGUCUAAGAUUUUUCUGUAAUAAGUAGUAUUUACUAAUGUAGCAUAUUUUUAAUCACAAGUUAAAACUCCAGAAAAACAAGAUUUCAACUUUAAAGUUGUUACAUAUUUUCUGUGCCAUUGCAGACAGUAAUUUCGGGAUUACUCAAUGCCGUUGCAUGUUUAAAAAAAAAAUUUAUAUGAACAAGGAAUUUUUCCAUGAUGGAGAGAUUGAGGACUGUGUUCAAAGUUGCGAAAACAUAAAAAUCAUACCACCGGUGGCACAGUGAAACUUCAGAACAAUACAAAAUUUGAUGUAAUUUUUAAAGCUCAUAUCAGUAGCUCGAGGCUGAUUGUAAAUGAAAUGAGGAUCAAUUAUAAAAUAGCAAGAAAACAGAUAAGACUUUUAAGACCUUUAAUGCUUUUCGUACACAAUAGUGCGUGCUACCAAAACGUUACAAAGUAAAGCCUCUACUUCUAAAACCACAGCUCAUUUAGUUUAUAUGCGUCAGAACGAGUGUCAUAUCUUCCUUCUGUAGAUAACUAAUAUCCGUUCUACCCAGCAGUGUUUAAAAUCAUCUUGACGGUUCUUAUCAUUUCUCCCCAUACGGCUAUAUACUAAACCCGACGGAAUUUUCAAAAGGCUUGUAUAGUAUACGUUUCAGAGACUUGUUUGGCACUCCGCUUUGUCUAUCCUAAUGUUGAAAUUAUUAUUCUGGUUGAUACACUUGACGGAUAUAGGAAGGGUGGUGGCUUGAAAGUUUUUCUUUAUUUGAUGAGCGUGCAUUCCUAAAAAACGGGAGCGAACAAAGUCUAUUUUCGGCGCACCGGGCGUUACAAUGCGAGCAGUGUUUUCUCCAUAGCAGACGAGGACAGCACGCUACGAAGGGAAAAAACGUUUGCUUUUCCAUCGACCAUGCGCGUCCACGUGACGCCUACAUCAAAACGUCAAAUAACAUCACUCUCUCUUGUUAGGGAACUUAAGGUGACUCGACCCAGUUUUUUUUAGGGGGUACCAUCCUACUUUGAAGCUCUCUGGUAUCCCGACCUUUACUUUUAUCGUAAGUAUAACACAUAGAAUGGAUAACAUAUAGAUCAAACUACAAUAUAACAUAAAAUUUUUGGCGAUCGGAGUAAAUGUCACGUGGUUAUAAUGCCACGCCCCUUUGAGGUCUGAGUCGAAAAUCUGCUGUUCCCAGCAUUUUUUCGUGAAAAUCUCUCGGCUACACAUAGUGCGCAUUAGUGCCUUGAGCUGAACAGAGUUUCACCAAAAUCGCAAAGACCCAAUUCGAGAAACUCAGUGGUUUCCAAAUUUAGGUCAUAAUUUAUGCGAAAAUGAUAAGCAAACUUUACACGGAUUAUAUCUAAUAAACUAUGAGAUUCAUCUCUGUAUUUUGGGCAUCCUUAUAACAAGUCAGCAAAACGCUUUAGGGCCUUGUAAAUGCGCGCGAUUUCGAGCAAAGCAAACAUAUAGAAAUUAACGUUUUCGCUAUUUGUUGACGUUUGUCGGCGUUUAAGAGUCAAUCUCACGAAAAAAGCAUUUUCUUAAAAAUUCGUAGUUUUUUUUCCUUCAAAUUUUUUCAGGGCCACAAUUGAUUAACUAACUACCCGGACUCUGAAUUUGAUGGUCAUUGAAAAACUGUGACAUCAUCUUCUAUAAGUCCAAACUUGAGUAAACAUUGAAGAUUUUUAGCGUUUUGGCUGAGUUUGUGCUUUGGGAGUUGUCUAUUGUUUCUAGUCUGUAAUUAUACAGCAUUCUUGUUCAGCACGCGUGCAAUGACCGCGCUUGGCUGACUUCCGAAUGCUCACCGAGAUAUUAUAAAUUUGGUACAGUGAGACAGGCUAUCGCGUGAUACAUAGAGGUUUAACUAACAAUUUUUAAUCAAUUCUCGUGCUUCUUGUGUCUUUGCAAAAAAAUCAAGAAGUGCUACACACUAAGUCUACUUACUAUUAAAAAAAUAUCAUUUUUUCAUAGGUUUAAUGCAAGCCAAUAAUUAAACCAACUCGUGACGGGAAUAUCUCGGUUAGCAUUCGGAAGUCAGCCAAGCGUGGUCAUUGCACGCGUGCUGAACAAGAAUGCUGUAUAAUGACAGACUAGAAACAAUAGACAACUCCCAAAGCACAAACUCAGCCAAAACGCUAAAAAUCUUCAAUGUUUACUCAAGUUUGAGCUUAUAGAAGAUAAUGUCACAGUUUUUCAAUGACCAUCAAAUUCAGAGUCCGGGUAGUUAGUUAAUCAAUUGUGGCCCUGAAAAAAUUUAAAGGAAAAAAAACUACGAAUUUUCAAGAAAAUGCUUUUUUCGUGAGAAGGACUCUCAAACGCUGACAAACGUCAACAAAUAGCGAAAACUAUAAUUUCUAUAUGUUUGCUUUGCUCGAAAUCGCGCGCAUUUACAAGGCCCUAAAGCGUUUUGCUGACUUGCAAGGACCCAUCUGUUAUAACGAUGCCCAAAAUACUAGGGAUGAAUUUCUUGGUUUAUUAGAUAUAAUCCGUGUAAAGUUUGCUUAUCAUUUUCGCAUAAAUUAUGACCUAAAUUUGGAAACCGCUGAAUUUCUCGAAUUGGGUCUUUGCGAUUUUAGUGAAACUCUGUUCAGCGCAAGGCACUAAUGCGCACUAUUUGUAGCCGAGAGAUUUUCACAAAAAAAUGCCGGCAACAGCCGAUUUUCGACUCAGACCUCAAAGGGGCGUGGCAUUAUAACCACGUGACAUUUACUCCGAUCGCCAAAAAUUUUAUGUUAUAUUGCAGAUUGAUCUAUAUGUUAUCCAUUCUAUGUGUUAGACUUACGAUAAAAGUAAAGAUGGGGAUACCAGAGAGCUUCAAAGUAGGAUGGUACCCCCCCAAAAAAAAAAAAAAAAAACUGGGUCGAGUCACCUUAAGGUGGUUUGAUCGGGUUUUUCAGGUCAAUAACUCUCACGUUUGAGCAUGAACUACGUCGCUAUUAACAAAUAUUUGCAAAAAUUACCACCAUAGCUGUAUUAGAUAAAGAUGAACAAUUGUUAUGAUCAGGGUUACAACGACAUCGGAGUUUUCAUAGCAACGAUUUUAUUUGAACAGCAGUAAACAACAAUGCAUUUGACAUGUGCUGAAACGUCGGCUAUUGUUGUUCACGAAAAUAUGAAACUUGGAGAAAAAUACACUGAAUAAUGAGAGGCUCUCACUUGUAAACACAAAACGUCGGACAAAAAAUUAGCGAAGUGUCGCCCUUAUUUUACUGCCUUACAAUAUAUCAAUAAUCUUGAAACUCAAAGGUGAUAUAAAACGACGGUUACUCUCGAGACUCUCAAGAAAAUCUAUCAAGCGAUUUCAAAAUUAUUCUCUUAUUUGUUAAAGUAGAUUAUAAUUUAUACAAACCGCUAACAAGAGGGCCUCGAUACAUGCUCAUCAAAUCCUUCUUUCUAGCAUCGGCUGGAGCUAUCUCCAUGAUCUUUCACGCACGUUUUUAAAAAGACUGAAACUACUACUAUGAGGUGAAAUUGCAUUUCAAUGGCGCUUUGUUUUCUACAGAUAAGGACCGAAAAUUAAGAUUGUCCAGGUUUUACCGUAUUUUUAACCAUUAAAACUUCAUCUCAAAAUAUCUCGACAACGCUUUACUGGCUCUUACAGAUUUCGCUUAAACUUCACGAGCAUCAAGGCGGCUAUUGGAUGAAAAAGCUUCCGUGAACGAUUGUGGAAAAAGAGUUCCCAGUGGGAGAAAAUAAUACGGCUGCUAUGACAACUCCGAUGUCGUUGUAACCCUGAUCAUAACAAAUUUCCAUCUUUAUCUAAUACAACUAUGUCUUUUUCUGAACUAAGAUAUGGUACGUAGGAAUUUAACUCCAGUUGGGUUCGCCUACAUUUGACCAGGUUAGUGGGUAGGAAUAAUCGUGAUAAAGACAGCAGUUAGAAGCGUAAGCAAAUGCGCGAGAACCUUAACUUGUUCUUAAAUAGGUUUUACCCGUUCAAAGUUAAUUUAUUCGUCCAUGGCGCUUGACGGAAGCAAACGGUGAGCUUGCAGUGGUUUCUUAACUUUCGUUGCGUAGCGUCCAGCCUGGAAAAAACCUCUGCAAGCCUCUGCCGACAACCGUUCAAAUCCGUCCAGAAAUCUGGACGAAUAAAUUAAAAAAACGGGUUUUUUCUUGUUCUUGACCGGUUUAGAGCAUUGCGUGAGUCUCGCGGCAGAGGCUACUUUUCGCACGCCAGCUCAUACUGCGAAAAUGUAGCCUCUGCUCGCAGGAUACCAAGCGAUGAUUCUUCUGGGGAAUUACGUAUCUGCGUAUGGCGGUUUAAUCUUUUCGUUUUUUAUUCAUAGUAGUAAAAGGUUGUAUUAACAUGAAUCUGAAGAGUGAAAUAAUGAUAAAUGUCAUCAAUGAUGUAGUCUAGCGAGCAAAUGGUUCUGGUAGCAUUUCAUCGUUAAAUUUCCCAUUAUCAGCCUGGGCUUCUUUUGGGACAAAAUCCUGGGGCAAAAGUGAAUAUCUAAGAUCUAAGAUAUCCAUGAGGAACCUUGCCCGCGAAAAUAGGCUACGAUUUCGGUUUUGUACUUCAGGCUGACUUAGGGUCUACAAGAAACACGCUUUGUUCUUGUUGUUUUUAAUGUUACAGGGACGUUUUAUGGACAUGGUGUGUACUUUGCUAGAGAUGCCUCCUAUUCGCGUGGUUAUACAGGAGGGGCAAGUGGUGGUGGUGCAAUGUACCUUGCCCGGGUUCUGGUGGGAGAGUAUUGUCAAGGACGUCCUGGCAUCCUCCAGCCUGACCCCAAAGACAAGCGCAGGAUCGACAUUCUAUACGAUUCGGUAGUUGACCGUACAUCAAACCCUACAGUCUUUGUCGUUUUCAACGAUGCUCAAUGUUAUCCUGAGUACAUCAUAAGGUUUUAGAAAAUUUAGAAAACUGUCGGCUGUAGACUAGUAGAUAGUAGAGAACUUGAGAACCACGACGACGACUUUGUCGACGACGACCGGAAGUGAGAUACCGUGCACUGCGCAAGCGCGAUUAGCAAAUUUCGUCGUCGUGGUGUCGUUGACGACGCCAAACACAGUAGAGUCACGUCGUCCUGCAAUCCACAAGCUUUUGCAGGUAUAACUCCUUGUUUUUAAGCGAUUUUUCAAGGGCUUUGUAUUUUUUAUCUUCGUAAAUCCAGGUAUCCUUUCUUUUUUCUCCUAAGAAGCGAUGUUGAUUGAAAAUUCGACUGAUGAGUUGUGUUUACUUCGAAGACAACACUGAGCUGUAGAGGCCGAGCGAGCGAACUCGUAAGUGAUAAAUUUAGUUGUACGUAUUUAGGAAAGGCAAAUCAUAUAUUUUUAACAUAGAGGAAAUGAAAUUUAUUUGGAAAACAGCUAUCGCAUCGGAAUGUCUCUUUUUCCAAAACAAUGAAAGUAGACGUACGGCUUAUAAAAUAAGAUCUUGCAUCGUUUUAAACGACGCCUCUGCGAAAAAACUUUGUUGCGAACGAACAUCACAGUUCUACUACUUUCUACUUGUUUGUUUACAUUCAGUGUCGUCGUCGUCGACCUACCGAUCGACUGCAU
This is a messenger RNA of Porites lobata, 15466 nucleotides long. NCBI's taxonomy places the organism in Eukaryota, Metazoa, Cnidaria, Anthozoa, Scleractinia, Poritidae. The record is from the annotation of a GenBank genome assembly.